AUGGCAACAACCAACGGAUCGCUAAUAAAAACACCGCGACGAUUUCUUUUCAUCGCUUCGAUCGGAAAUCCGCGUCCAUAUCGGACAACCCGACACAGCGCCGGACACAUCCUUCUUGAUGCUCUAGGGCCUCUCCUCCCCACCAGGGUUCCCCUGGUUUCUUCGCAAGCGCAAACGCAACCACCUGCUGGUCCGAUCUUCUACAAGACAUGGCGCAGUGGAUCGUACAUGAACGAGUCGGGACCCAAGCUCGUACGCCAGUUGAACAACUGGAUGUCAACGACUGAGACCGAGGUAUUUGAACAGAUCGUUCAACGGGGACACGUCGUCGCUCUUCCCGAGACAGUAACAGAUACCGAGAAAAAAAUCACCGAAUGGCAGAGUAGGGGUGUCGACCCCCAUUUACUCACCCGUUUCUAUCCCACUUUGGUCAUUCUCCACGAUGAGCUGGAAGUGCCACUCGGGAAGGUCAGGGUGAGACGUGGAGGGCCCGAAAAGGCCAGUUUGCGUGGUCAUCGAGGCCUGAUCAGCGUCAUGGAAAGUCUGCGCGGGAAGGGGCUUUAUCCGCCGCGGUCCAAGACGAAGACCCUUGGCGAUCUCUCCGUCUUACGCAUCGGGGUCGGCAUAGGUCGUCCGUCGACUCGGAACCGAGGCGACGUGGCUGACUUUGUCCUUACAGAGAUGGAUACGACGGAGUUGGCGGCGGUGAAGGAUGCAGCGAGACCUGUGCUGGACAUCCUGGCAGAUGAGCUCUAUCGAGAUGAAGAGGAUCUGUGA
Messenger RNA from Aspergillus tanneri, 777 nucleotides. RefSeq names its product aminoacyl-tRNA hydrolase (gene PTH1). The transcript has a single exon. The coding region runs from base 1 to 777 and encodes 258 amino acids. Lineage: Eukaryota; Fungi; Ascomycota; Eurotiomycetes; Eurotiales; Aspergillaceae. Gene Ontology annotation, molecular function: peptidyl-tRNA hydrolase activity. The record is from RefSeq and is a predicted model, not a curated record.